GCGUGUAGCAUUGUAUUAGUUUGACAUUUCAAUGGUCUUUGUUUCUUUCUCUCUGAAAAUAUUCUUAUUCUAGUCUUCUUUCUUCUAGAGAAAAGAGAGAGAGAGAGAGAGGGUCGCCGGCCAGCCACCUUGUAGAGAGGGAAAGAAAGGAGACACUUUCUUCCAAACCCUCUCUCUAAAAAAGUCAAAUACAAUCCAAAUCUCCAAAAGCUCAAAACCCACCCACCCCUGUUAACGCCAAUACCAAUUUACACAGAAAAUCAACCAAAAAGAAACACAACCCCUUACCCAAUUAUCCAUCUGUUCGUCUCUUUGAUCAUUUACAUACCCAAUCCUUCAUUUCUUUCUUACAGGUCGAGUGGGUUUUUAUAUAUUUUAUAUUUUAUAAAAUUUAAAAACAAAAAACUUUAAAAUCUUUGCUGGGGAAGACAGGGUUUGUCACUGAUGAGUUCCAAUACGGCGCCGUCUAGCUCAGGAGGCGCCGGAUCUGCCGAUCCAACAUCUACCAGGAGGCAUUCCAAGCGACCCAAAUAUUCAAGAUUUACUCAGCAGGAACUUCCAGCGUGCAAGCCAAUUCUCACGCCACGAUGGGUGAUCUCAGCAUUCAUGCUUGUAAGCAUUGUCUUCAUUCCCAUCGGAGUUGUUUCCCUCUUUGCUUCUCGAGACGUUAUUGAAAUUAUUGAUCGGUAUGAAACUGAUUGCAUACCAACGCCCUCUAGAAGUGAUAAGGUCGGGUACAUACAAGGCCCCGGAGAUAAAAAAUGCAACAGAACUCUGAAGGUAACUAAGAAUAUGAAGCAUCCUAUAUAUGUAUAUUACCAGCUGGAUAAUUUCUACCAGAAUCAUCGCAGAUAUGUUAAAAGCCGAAGCGAUCAACAGUUGAGAGAUCCAAAGUCUGAAAAUCAAGUGGAUGCUUGUAAGCCUGAAGAUAAGGCAGGUGGUCAACCUGUUGUGCCUUGUGGUCUCAUAGCUUGGAGUUUGUUCAACGACACCUAUAGUUUUUCACGCAAGAAGCAGCAAUUGACGGUGAACAAGAAGGAUAUCUCAUGGAAGAGUGAUAGGGAUCACAAGUUUGGCAAAAAAGUCUUUCCAAAGAACUUUCAGAAUGGAACUCUUAGAGGUGGUGCGUCUCUCGAUGCAUCCAAACCAUUAAGUGAUCAAGAGGACCUUAUUGUUUGGAUGAGAACUGCUGCACUGCCAACAUUUAGAAAGUUGUAUGGGAAGAUUGAGGUGGAUCUGGAAGCAGGUGAUGAAUUACACGUGACGUUGGAGAACAAUUACAACACAUACAGUUUUAAUGGAAAAAAGAAGCUCGUGCUUUCUACCACUAGUUGGAUUGGUGGCAGGAAUGACUUCCUUGGCAUUGCUUAUCUCACCGUUGGUGGGUUGUGCUUCUUUCUGGCCAUGGCUUUCACAGUUGUAUAUCUUGUUAAGCCAAGGCAACUUGGAGAUCCAUCUUAUCUGUCAUGGAACAGAAAUCCAGGAGGGCACUAAGGCGUUUUAAACUGCUCAUGACAUUUGCUUCACUCAAGCGUUUCCUAACGACCGAUUUUAAUUAUAUGUAUAUUAAUGUUUUCAAUGUGAGCAGUACAUAUGACUUUGAGAAGCAUUUCGGUCAUUUGGAGUUUUCUUUUAUUUUUUAUCCCAUUCUCUUUUGAGAGCAUGACAUUAUGAACUUUCAUGUAUAAUUCCAGAAAUAGUAUUGAAUACAUCUAAAGUUAUUUCCAUUGAUC
Molecule: messenger RNA, 1733 nt
Organism: Prunus dulcis (almond)
Lineage: Eukaryota; Viridiplantae; Streptophyta; Magnoliopsida; Rosales; Rosaceae
Product: ALA-interacting subunit 3
Exons: 8
Coding region: 445-1494 (349 amino acids)
Cellular component (GO): plasma membrane; endoplasmic reticulum; Golgi apparatus
Source: RefSeq, a predicted model, not a curated record